CUGCUCCAAGGAGGAGGAGAAGGAGGAGGAGAAGGAGGGCGGCGGCCUGGUCCCUCUCUCGCCCUCCUUCCCCGCCUCUUUUCCCAAGGCCAGCCUCAUGUAGCCCCUCAGGAAAGGAGCCCCUGCUGCUGCUGCUGUUGCUGCUACUGCCUCCCCGGGCCUUCCAGACCAUCAUGUCGUCCUCCUCCUCGAGCCCGGUCCGUUCGCCCACCCUCCUUCGCCCCCCGAGGACCAUGAAGAAGGACGAGUCUUUCCUGGGGAAGCUUGGAGGGACCUUGGCCAGGAAGAAGAAGGCCAAGGAGGUGACUGACCUGCAAGAAGAGGGUAAAAAUGCAAUCAAUGCACCGAUGUCCCCUGCCAUGACUGAUCUACAUCCGGAAGAUACUUUAUUAGAGGAGAAUGAAGAACGCACCAUGAUUGAUCCCAACUCAAAGGAGGAUGCCAAAUUUAAAGAACUCAUCAAGGUUUUGAUUGAUUGGAUAAAUGAUGUCCUGGUUGAAGAGAGAAUCAUAGUCAAACAGCUUGAGGAGGACGUCUAUGAUGGGCAGGUGCUACAGAAACUGUUGGAGAAACUAGCUGGCCGCAAACUGAAUGUAGCUGAAGUGACACAGUCUGAAAUUGGCCAGAAACAAAAACUGCAGACUGUUCUGGAAGCUGUCCAUGAUUUGCUGCGACCCCACGGCUGGACUAUCAAGUGGAACGUUGACUCAAUUCAUGGCAAGAACCUGGUUUCGAUCCUCCACUUGCUUGUAGCAUUGGCCAUGCAUUUCCGGGCGCCUAUUAGACUUCCUGAACAUGUUUCUGUACAAGUGGUGGUGGUAAGGAAACGAGAAGGGCUACUCCAGACAGCCCAUGUCACAGAGGAGCUCACUACCACCACAGAGAUGAUGAUGGGAAGAUUUGAGCGAGAUGCUUUUGAUACACUCUUUGACCAUGCUCCAGAUAAACUAAGUGUAGUAAAAAAGUCCCUAAUCACUUUUGUAAACAAGCACCUAAACAAACUGAACUUGGAAGUGACAGAAUUAGAAACCCAGUUUGCAGAUGGUGUAUACCUAGUGUUACUGAUGGGCCUUCUUGAAGACUAUUUUGUUCCUCUCCACAAUUUCUAUUUAACACCUGAGAGUUUUGAUCAGAAGGUUCACAAUGUUUCCUUUGCUUUUGAACUGAUGCAGGAUGGAGGGCUGAAGAAGCCAAAGGCUCGACCAGAAGAUGUUGUCAACUUGGAUCUGAAAUCUACCCUAAGGGUUUUGUACAACCUGUUCACAAAAUACAAGAAUGUUGAGUGAUCUGGAGACCUCCUGAGAUGCUGUGGAUCUUCACAAAAUCCUUUUGCAAGGAGGGAGGGGAAAUAACUUUCUCUCUCUCUUCCUCUUGUGCCAUAUUCUGUAUUCCCUCAUGCAUGGUGGUUUCUCUUCAUUCAUUACUAUUUUCUCCAUGUAACUCCUCUAUGCUUUAAGCCCACUCUGUGACUUUGAAAAUGUAGUUUCAUUUAUUGAAACAUCCACAUUACCUUUUGGGUCUGUGACAGAAGGGUCUCCCACAUCUUGUUCUAUCAGUGGAUAUUGAAGUUAUAAUUCAUUCUAAUGGAGAGAAGAAGUUGCUGACAAAUAUACUAUGAUGUCAUUCAUCCAGAGAGAAAAAAGAAAGCAAAGGUUUACUUCCAACUACUUUUCCAUAUGUGACUUCUGUUGUUAAGUCAUUAGGUAGCUUUAGGCACACCACCUUCAACCCCACAUCUGCAAUAUGGGGAUAACAACACUAUCCUGCCUUACCAAGUCAUUACAAGGAUUAAUGAGAUAAUGUACAUGAAGUGCUUUGAUCACUUUUAACAUGCCAUAUGGAUACAUAGCCAUAAUAUUUCCCUAGGCUUCUGGAUAUAAAGUGGACCCAUAAUAUCAAGGCUGGGUUGGGUGUGGAAUUUGUUAUUUUUUAAGCUGUGUAAUUGUGAAGUAGGAAGUGAUAGCCAUUUAGGAAAGGACAUUUCACUGCAUUCACACUUUAGAAAGAUUAAUUCAUCUCCUUUAUGGUCACAUUUUACACAUAUCGAAAUGAAAUCUUUUCUGUGGCCCCUGAUUUUAAUAUAUGUUGCUUUCUUCAUUAAACCUCUACACAACUUCAUUUAUAUGUGACCUUGUUUCAUUUGUAUUUGUUUCCUUUUGAGAUUGACCUCACUUUUCUGUAUGUCUAUGGAAAGCAUUGCUUUCCUUUGUGUUAGCCUUAUACCAUUCAGUAUUACUUCUCCUGAAUACACUGUGAACUUCAAAUGGAAUGGCUGCCUGAUUUGAAUAAAAUAGGUUUCUUUUA
This is a messenger RNA of Sceloporus undulatus (fence lizard), 2304 nucleotides long. It is a transcript of the gene PARVB, whose product is annotated as parvin beta. Gene Ontology annotation, cellular component: actin cytoskeleton; cytoplasm; lamellipodium. Gene Ontology annotation, biological process: establishment or maintenance of cell polarity; substrate adhesion-dependent cell spreading; lamellipodium assembly. Lineage: Eukaryota; Metazoa; Chordata; Lepidosauria; Squamata; Phrynosomatidae. The record is from RefSeq and is a predicted model, not a curated record. Gene Ontology annotation, molecular function: actin binding. The transcript has 13 exons. The coding region runs from base 174 to 1286 and encodes 370 amino acids.